ACGAUGAAAAAAAUGGAACUACACCUAAGCCGAAUAAGAAAAAAUCAAAGAGUGAUAAAGUUGGUGCACGAAAAUUAGACGUCAAAAACAAACAGGACAUGAAUAUAAAUGUUAACCUAAUCGUCCCUAAUCCCCAACUUCUUCUAAAUAAGAAUGGAAAACCCUUAGUGGAAUUAAAUGCUAACCAAGGAAUCACUUCAAACGCCGAGUUAAUAUCUAAAGGAAGUGGGACAAAUCCAAAUGAGCACGGUGGAUGGGGGUCAAAUCCUAAUGGAGGAGGGUCAAAUCCGAGUGGGCAAGGUUGGGGAUCAAACCUGAAUGGAGGAGGAUCAAAUCCGAGUGGGCAAGGUUGGGGAUCAAACCCGAAUGGAGGAGGAUCAAAUCCGAGUGGUCAAGGUGGAUGGGGAUCAAAUCCGAAUGGCCCAGGUGGAGAAUCAAAUUCAAGUGGGCAAGGAGGAGGAUCAAAUCCGAGUGGGCAAGGCUGGGGAUCAAAUCCAAAUGGAGGAGGAUCAAAUCCGAGUGGGCAAAGUGGAUGGGGAUCAAAUCCGAAUGGAGGAGGAUCAAAUCCGAAUGGACAAGUUAGCUGGGGAUCAAAGCCGAAUGGAGGAAGAUCAGAUCCGAGUGGGCAAAGUGGAUGGGGAUCAAAUCCGAAUGGAGGAGGAUCAAAUCCGAAUGGACAAGUUAGCUGGGGAUCAAAGCCGAAUGGAGGAGGAUCAGAUCCGAGUGGGCAAAGUGGAUGGGGAUCAAAUCCGAAUGGAGGAGGAUCAAAUCUGAGUGGGCAAAGUGGCUGGGGAUCAAUUCCGAAUGGAGGAUCAAAUUCGACUGGACAAGGUGGAUGGGGAUCAAAUCCGAAUGGAGAAGGCUCAAAUCCGAGUGGACAAAGUGGAUGGGGAUCAGAUCCGAAUGGAGGAGGAUCAAAUUCGACUGGUGGAUGGGGAUCAAAUCCGAAUGGAGAAGGAUCAAAUCCAAAUGGGCAAGGUGGAUGGGGAUCAAAUCCGAAUGGAGGAGGAUCAAAUCCGAGCGGGAAAAGUGGCUGGGGAUCAAAUCCGAAUGGAGGAGGAUCAAAUCCGAGUGGGCAAGGUGGAUGGGGAUCAAAUCCGAAUGAAGGAGGAUCAAAUCUGAGUGGGCAAAGUGGAUGGGGAACAAAUCCGAAUGGAGAAGGAUCAAAUCCGAGUGGGCAAAGUGGCUGGGGAUCAAAUCCGAAUGGAGGAGGAUCAAAUCCGAGUGGGCAAGGUGGAUGGGGGUCAAAUCCGAAUGGCGGAGAAUCAAAUCCGAGUGGUCAAGGAGGCGGAUCAAAUCCGAGUGGUCAAGGAGGUGAUUCAAAUCCGAAUGGACAAGGCGUCAAUGAUCAUAUUUGUCUAAUGUUAUUCGGACGAAGAAAGUGUAAACUACCCCAUAAGCGUGUGGAAGUAGUCCCUAAGCCGACACCGCAAAAAAAGUGUAAAAAAGUAGGUGGACUAUUAAUCUGUGAACCAACAAAUGGAGUUGAAAAUGGGCAUAAUGGCCCAUUGAGGAAGAAAACAAACUGUACAAUUUUGAAUGGAAAAAAAGUUUGUGUAAAAAUUCCUGACAUUGAAGAUAGCAACAACAAAACAGGAAAAAAACACUGUGCAAUUGUAAAUGGAAAAAGACGCUGUAGCCCAGAUGAAGGAUUAGAGCACAGUUCUGAUUCUGAUUCCAAUCAAAGAAAAAAGAAAAAAUGUACACGGGGCCCCAAAAAAUCGUUGUUCCAGUAAAAUAAAAUGUA
Messenger RNA from Tribolium madens (black flour beetle), 1747 nucleotides. RefSeq lists its product as uncharacterized. Lineage: Eukaryota; Metazoa; Arthropoda; Insecta; Coleoptera; Tenebrionidae. Bases 99 to 1736 code for a protein of 545 amino acids. The transcript is spliced from 64 exons. The record is from RefSeq and is a predicted model, not a curated record.